GUCGGGUGUUUUUGUGUGGGAGGGGGUGAUGAUAGUGAGAGUCCUUGUAAGUACAGUUAUAGAGACAGAGGAGGUAUUAGUAUUUUUGAGAAUAUAAUUUCCUAGAAGAACAAGCAUCAGUUUUGCGCAACAACGACCACCUCAAGACCAAGAACAUAUUAUGGUGCGACCAAGAAUCCAUCCCUAGUCCUGAAAACAGCUAUUAAUCGGAGAUGUUUUCAUUUUGAUAUCUUGAGAUGGAUUCUCAGUGCUCCUCUAACGCCAUGCUUUAAUAAACUUCGCUCGCUCGUACUCGUAAUUCAAACUAUGUAUACUAUCUCCGUUGACUUGAUAACAGAACCUUCAGAAUCCAAAAAAUCUUCUACUUCUACGAGUACCACCCACGUAGAAGUGAUAAGUAGUUUAUUAUUACCAGCGACCAUCAUCAGUAGAAGUUGUAUCUGAUAAUUUUAGCGAUUUGACUCCUCACUCUCGAGGAACAUAUUUUAUUCAUCAACAACAGUCAGACUGUUCGUUGUUGAACACCUUUCUAUGACAACAUGUAAAAUAUUCUUUGUUACCAUUUGGCUUAUUUCCUUCUACGACUUUUAGUGUCUACUGUUAACACAACGAUCCAUCCUACCACGAGGAAUUACCAGCGACGAUCCACCCUGCCCACGGCGACAUCUUGAUAGAGUACAUCUAUGUAUGAUUAGUUGGUUCAUCAUCUUGAUUUAGAAUAAAAAACGCACUUGUCUUCAUCUAAGGAGCAUCUGCAUCAGCAUCUCGAAAAGCGGUUUGACGUUUCCUCAAUCCUCGAGGAGGUACCUACUCCUGCUUCAUCAUUUUUAUCUUCCCCGGCGGUAGGGUCGCGCGCGAACAUAAUAUAAUAGUAAUAGUAUCUUAUCUUGUCACUGUCACAGGUACAACGUCGAUCGAUGGAGGGUUUUGAAGUGAUAGGAGACGCUCCACCAGCGUUGACGGACGCUCCGCCAGCGUUAGCGGAGUCAACAGAACCCGCU
Molecule: messenger RNA, 1001 nt
Organism: Amoebophrya sp. A25
Lineage: Eukaryota; Dinophyceae; Syndiniales; Amoebophryaceae
Source: the annotation of a GenBank genome assembly